Messenger RNA from Cercospora beticola, 1759 nucleotides. RefSeq names its product ORMDL family protein. Gene Ontology annotation, biological process: intracellular sphingolipid homeostasis; ceramide metabolic process; sphingolipid biosynthetic process. Lineage: Eukaryota; Fungi; Ascomycota; Dothideomycetes; Mycosphaerellales; Mycosphaerellaceae. Gene Ontology annotation, cellular component: endoplasmic reticulum membrane. The record is from RefSeq and is a predicted model, not a curated record.
AACACUUCACCUCUCCGUACCACCACCACAAUCCGUCACCUGUUUCACUGCUCUCGUGCGCCAGCGACGACGCCAUCUCGUACCACGCCGCCGCCCUCCGCCCGCGCCCGCCCCGGCAGAGUGAGUCGGCCUGCGGAUCCUGCCAACUUCACCUCACGCGAGCCAAGUCAUUCGCCGUGCCUCGUCCACGGAACAAAGACCGGCCAUCUGUUCGUCUGCCACGCCCGACCUCUCUUCCCAACUCGCACUCUGCCACCACCGCACCUCCCACUCGACCGCGACCUGUCUGUAAUCACAGCUUACGCCAAGAUUACCGCCACGCUGGCUCCCCUCUUAUUCUUACCACAUCGUAAACGAUCCCCCGACAACACCGCCAAACUGUCGUCCACACUCCUCCAGUCGCGAGGCGGAAUCACCUUCGCCGAGGGUGUCAACACGUCUCCGCCCACCUGCGUGCAGUCUGCCACACGCAAAAUGAGCACCAAUACCAAGGAUAAGGACCAGCGGAGGCGGCGGAGGAGUAGCAGUCUGAUGUACCAGGAGCCUCCCGAGAGCCUCGAGCAGCAAUCAGACCAAGCGAUACUCCCGAAUUUGAAUGCACAGUGGGUGAACGCGAAAGGCGCAUGGAUGAUUCACAUCAUCCUCAUACUCCUCCUCAAGAUCGUCUACGAUAUCGUGCCGUCCAUCACCCAAGAAACGUCAUGGACGAUGGUCAACAUAACGUACAUGGCCGGCUCAUACCUCAUGUUCCACUACGUGCGAGGCAUCCCUUUCGAGUUUAAUGCCGGAGCAUACGACAACCUCAACAUGUGGGAGCAAAUUGACAACGAAGAUCAAUACACGCCGGCGAAGAAAUUUCUGCUGGCCAUGCCGAUCGGGUUGUUCCUAAUCAGCACGCACUACACACAUUACGACCUAGCAUACUUUAUGAUCAACUUUUUGGCGACGCUAGCAGUUGUGGUACCCAAGUUACCGGCAUUCCACCGCAUGCGACUCGCCGUCUUCAACUCACCUCCCGCACCUACAGAAGGAGACAGAUGAUAUCAAAAGAGCCGGGAUGUUACCGGACUAUGGCGUUGUAAUAUUGGGGAAAAUGAUUACACCACAGCGGGAUUAUUGUACUCAUAAGUCAGAAGAUGGAUCUGACGUGGACGCUUCAGCGACCUUUGCGCUCCUUUGAGAUACCAUACCUCUGCCCGAGCAGUAGAGGGGCAAAGAUUGUACUAUUGCCAAUGAAGCCACAGCGGCACAUUGCGGAAUCUUCAUUCAGGAAACACUUCGUCUUGGAUAAAUCCUAUCUCGUGAGUAUUGCUUCUCAAGUUUGGUGCUGACUACAGACUAGCCUAUUCUCACACUACAGCUAUGCCUCCUUCUUCGAAGCCUCAAACUGCGCCCGAAGCUCUUCGUACACAGGCUUGAUCUUGCCCUCCAACGCAUCCUCCAGGUACUUCUCGAACGACGUAAACUCCAAAUCCGGAUACAACUCCUUACUAGUCACAUAUCCCAAAUACUUCGCAUAUUCCGGCGUAUUAUCCCCUCGGAUCCCCCACGAUCGCAUAUACUGCGCUGGAACUUUGACAAAAAGUGCGUUCGGACCUUCGCCCGGACUCUCGAUUCGUGCCAGCAGAUCCUUCUCCGAAAGAUACGUCCUGUCGAUUUUCUCGCCAAGUCUCUUCUCCACGAGAUCGUACACGGCAUUCUGGCUCCAGAGUUCGUUGUAGACAAAAACCCAUUUGUUCACUGUCCGUUCAUCCUGGAC